Schistosoma turkestanicum is the source of this 3868-nucleotide messenger RNA. NCBI's taxonomy places the organism in Eukaryota, Metazoa, Platyhelminthes, Trematoda, Strigeidida, Schistosomatidae. The record is from the annotation of a GenBank genome assembly.
GGCGAGCAUAAUUUGUAUCUCGUCUGUUAUCGUCGUUACAUUCGUUGCUCAGAUGCAGCGAAAACUAGAACAACUACCUGGACUUAGUAAUGUGACUGGAAAGUAUACAAAAAAGUGUACAGACGAGCCAUACCCUCGUUUGUUUGUACACAGUACGAGUGAAAGUAAGAAUGAUCUUACAAACCAAAUCAAUAAAGUCAAAUCAGAAAGCACGGUAGCUCAUAAUUCUGAUGCAGCAUCUGCUGUAUGGCAUUUGAAUGCAACGAAGCUUUCAACUGUGCAAUCUCGAUCAGACUCUGCCAAUAGCUCUAAUUACAUACCAAUGACUCACAAAGGUCCGAACACUCAUGUCUCCAAGCCUCAGUAUGUUGCCUCAAACUCUACAUUAGCACACCAAUCUCUGUUGACUGGUGGACCACAUAUGUCCUCGGGAAGCAAGAAUAAGUCUCAAAAAUCAAGUAUUCCCAUUAAACCGCAAGUCAUGCAACGCUCCAAGAAAUGUAUGAAUGAAGUUGUGAAGUCGUCAUCAUCAGGAAGUGUAUCUGCACUUCAAUCUAAACCUACAGGUGUGAUAAUAGCUACCCCGUGUUCCCCACAAGUGAAUGAGCAGGGUCUCACUCGGUCAUUUGACAGUUUUUCUGUGGGUGGGAGAGUAGCUUCAUCCAACUCGUUUUCUGGAAGCGAAGAAACAUUCCACGCAGGUUCUGAAAGGGCAUCAUUUUCAGAUGGAAAGGAUCUUAGUCAAAGACUGUUUCAUGCUCCCUACAAUUUGCCAGGUUAUUCUUAUGAAAUAGAGGAUGGGAUUCAUUUCACAAGAGAGCAUCCAUGUGACCGAUCGUCCAAUACCCAGCCGCCAUGUUUGUCAAAUGUUACGAAAAACUCACUUGGAGCCGCUAACACCCAAUAUUGCAGAGCGAGAAUGUCAAACGAUCAGGCCGCCUAUAAGUCAGGUGAUGAACAGGCAUGCAAUAGGUCAGGUCAGAAAAACAUCUUGGAUAGUGGGCCAGGUCCUUCACCUAUGCAUAUCGGCAACGAAUCAUCAUUUCAAUCCACGGAGUACCAUAUUUCUCACUUUGGUCACCAGUCAAAACACGAUACCAAUGAAGUAAACAUAAAACCGGCAACACAUCUUUAUGGUCUGCAACCGAGGCACGCUUCAUGGAAUGUUGGUUACUCUAAUACAGGUGGAAUAUCGGAUUCUGGAAUGCCAGGCUCACAAUGCACACAAAGCGCUCUGGAACACUAUUUGUCAGACUUAGUAGCAGAUGAGCAGAGAAUGAUGGCGAAUAGUCCUUGUACAGACUUUACCCAUGGUUACUGUGAAACACCCUCUGGUUAUGUCAGUCAGUCAGUUUCUCCAAAAUCUGGUGAGACUGAGAAGAAAAUAUGUUCUACAGAUUUGUUACAGUUUCUGGAGCAACGUAUUGAAAAUGCCUUACGGAGUAUGACAUCUAUAGACUCAAAACAGAACCCUUACAAUAGUACUCCAAAUCGAAUACGCCCAAACAGGAGUGCUUCUCUAAAUCCAGUUUGUGAACCCCGAAUAAAAAGUAUUGAAUCACCAUCAGUGGCUGGAAACUUUUUUCAGCACCAGUUGGCCUUCGAAAAUAAUGAUACACAACAUAUUUAUUCCUACGAAAACUCUGCUAAACCUCAAAAUAAACAACACAUUAGUUCUUAUUCAGAUGAACAUUCGGGCCAAACACACGCAGAAAGAAAUAUGCUCCAACAAUUUAAUUUUUAUGAGCUGCAGUAUCUUCUCAAGGCUGUCAAAGACUUAUUAGUGUUACGCACUUCUUGUGCCCAUACAAAUGCUUCAUCGGGACAAGAUGGAUCGAAAAUUGCUGAACAAGAUAAACCAAAGAAGUAUGGUAAAAGUGAACGAGUUGAUACAUGUGCGGUGUCGAAUGGAGAUGACCGUAGCAUGUGUGGGAGAACUGGUACAGAGUCACCAUACAUAGCUAGAUCAUUAUCAAGCAGUCGUAGCAGCAGUGCUGUGAGGAAUAAUCGCUUUGAAACAUCAGAGUCUCGUGGUAACCGAGUGAGUUCUGGAAUGUCUGAAGAUGGAAGCCAUUCAAAUGCUGAUUUAAUGCAUCAGCGUUUACCCAUAGGUUUUCAACAUUUUGAGCGGUAUCUGGAUAGUAAGUUUGGCCCAGAUCACCCAACUAACAACGCUUCCACAUGCAGUUCAGAUGUUCAAUCAAAACCUGAGUCAUGUGUAAAAGUAGUACAAACAAGUUCAGAACAUUCUCCUUCAGUGUUAUCCGGAAAUUCAUCUGACCACAAUUCACAUUUAUUAGCCAAACAAAAGUCACACAGUUCCAUUCCAAUGCACACAGGAACUACUUAUACAAAUAUUACUGCCACUAACAAAGCUGAAGAAAUUGUCGAUCGUUCUUCUUCAGAAUCUGUUUCUCAAUACCCUAGUAAUUUAAACGAAGGUCCUCAUCCGGUGUAUGCAAAUUCAAGGCCUGGUUAUCCAGAACAAACUGAAUGGAACUCAGACGAAAAACCGAUAGUGACCAGUGGAUCGUGCGCUUCAGCGUCUAACCAACCUACUAUGAUAACAAACGCACACAACAGUGGAUACGUGUCUGUUCCACUCACAAAUCAUUUUACCUCUUCUCAUACUGGAGGUGCAGAUGGCAAUACCAGUCAUAUGAAUUAUUACACAGAGUCAAAUAACAUUUUUACUUCUGAUCUUCAACAGGGACAAACAUCUUCUUGGCAUCCAAAUUGGUAUCAAUGGUAUAUUUCUUCUCACAUGUUUCCACAAAGACAUCCAUCGUAUUCACAAUUCCCAUAUCACCAUUACUAUUAUCCACACUUAAAGCAACAACAGCAGCAACAGCAACAGCAGUUCAGUCUUGAUCACUCAGUUUGUGCACAUCGGAUGAAUCGUUUAGUCACCCCUUUAUCUUAUGUGGUGAACUCUCCUCCAAACUACUCACCGUCGGGACAUUUUUGCUGUAUGGAUGCAAACCAUGCCCAUAUAUUCGAAGGUCAUUGUUCAUCCCCUUUGUCUGAAGGUUGUCAUUUCGUCUCCUAUGAGCCACAAUCCACAGAAAGCCCCUUACAAGCAACAGCAGCAGCCGGUGGUCAAUGUUCAUGUACAAAUCCCGAUGGAAUCAAACGAUUUGCUAACAUAAGUUACACCUAUUCGGAUAGAAUUCCAACAAAUUCUUACGCAGCUUAUAGACCAUCAGGAGUAUAUUCACCUCCACCUGGUUAUCCUUGGAUUCCAUGUAUGAACACUGUUCGCUGGGACCCAUUUUCGUAUAAUAACAACGAAAACUACAAUUUGAAUGCUUAUUUUCAACGUCCGGCUUAUUAUCGACUUACAAAUUGUAUGCCCCGUUCUGGUAGUGCGAAUGCCGGAUUUACAUAUUCCUCUGAAACAGAUAAUUUAUCAAAUCAUACAUCUGAACGUGGAACAGCAGAAUUGGAUAGAUUUAAACAAAAUAACAAUCGUUGCGAGCAUUAUUAUGCAGUUAAUCCUAAUAACCAAGUAUUUGUAUUGUCAGAUCAAACAAAUGACUAUCAAAGUUUCUUGCAUCAUAGUAACAAUAAUAAUAGUAACAGUGUUUUACAGUCACCUGCUUUACGUUCAAUGACUAAUUCUUUUAGUGCUAAUGAUUUAGCUGCUUAUCAUAACCAGAGUAGAAUAGGAAUAAGAUAUACCAAGUCAAGUUUUGAUUUAGCUCCAGAACUACCCGUUGAACCGGGAUUAGCUUUAAUGGAUCAUUCAAAUUUCUAUUCAAAAAUUUCAUCAUUAAUUGAAAUGGAUAAUAAUAGUCGUUUGGUUUUACCGAAUGGUUGGUCUGAAAGACGAUCAAGUCUUGGCCGAUCAUAUUACACAUGUGAUUCA